AUGUCUGUCCAAGUCACCCCUGAACAGCUGUCAACAUUGAAAGCUACCCUCUUGAACACCUCCGGUUCAACACCUUUACAUGAAAGGUUCAGGUCUCUGUUCAUGUUGAAAGCGGUGGGAGGCGAUGAGGUGGUAGAUAUAAUCGCAGAGGGUCUUAAAGAUCCAUCUCCUUUGUUAAAACACGAACUCGCCUACGUCUUGGGUCAAUUGUCCAACCCCCGUGCUCUACCCGUCUUAAAUGACGUAUUGAUCAACCCGACUGGACAACACUGCUCGAUGGUCCGACACGAAGCUGCCGAAGCUCUCGGUGCAUUGAGUUCCCUCGAGAGUUUACCAGUAUUGGAGAGAUACCUGAACGAUCCUUCGAGGGAAGUUCGAGAAACAUGUGAGAUCGCCGCUGAAAAGAUCAGGUUCGAUAACUCUGAAGAGGGAAAGAAGAGACAGUUGAACCCAGAUUUCCCAACCAUCGAUCCAGCUCCUUCCGCUACUCCCAGCGGCGACGUCUCCAUCCCCUCUCUCCGAACAGACUUGCUCAACACCUCUUUACCCCUCUUCGAAAGGUACAGAGCGAUGUUCGCAUUGAGGGAUUUCGGAUCGUCGAGUAAAGAGGCUGUUGAAGCUUUGGCAGAUGGAUUCGGGGAUGGGUCAGCCUUGUUCAGGCACGAAAUUGCCUAUAUAUUCGGACAGCUCUCUUCUCCUUAUUCGAUCCCUUCGUUAUUAUCGAGAUUGAGAGAUCCAAAGGAAGACGAUAUGGUGAGACAUGAAGCUGCUGAAGCUUUAGGUGGAAUAGCUUCGGAUGGUGUCGAGGGAGACGAUCAAUCCUCUUUACCUACCGACCAGCAACUCCCCUCGGGCGGUGUAUUGGCAGUACUUAGAGAAUGGGCGGUGAAGCAAGAUGCUCCGGUGGUAGUCAGAGAGAGUUGUCAGGUGGCCAUUGAUAUGUGGGAGUACGAAAAUUCCACUGAUCAAUUCAACCCCAUCGAUUCACUGACUACGAAUAAAUCCAAUACGACAGGGAUGGAAAGAUCCGCUCAUGCUGCCGUAUCAGCCAUGGCGGUAGCUUAA
This is a messenger RNA of Kwoniella botswanensis, 1065 nucleotides long. RefSeq names its product deoxyhypusine hydroxylase. The record is from RefSeq and is a predicted model, not a curated record. The transcript has 6 exons. Gene Ontology annotation, biological process: peptidyl-hypusine biosynthetic process. The coding region runs from base 1 to 1065 and encodes 354 amino acids. Gene Ontology annotation, molecular function: deoxyhypusine monooxygenase activity. NCBI's taxonomy places the organism in Eukaryota, Fungi, Basidiomycota, Tremellomycetes, Tremellales, Cryptococcaceae.